GGCGAGCCGAGUGUCUCCAAGAUGGCCGCGUGGGGAAGGAGGCGUCUGGGCCCAGGCAGCAGCGGCGGCAGCUCCCGAGAGAGGGAACCAACAGUAUUUAUAAUGAAGAACAUCAGACUCUGAGCUGUAACCUGAAUUCUUGUCCAAAAUUCAGCAUACUGGCAGCCAGCACAUCAGACAGAGUACCACUUGUCCUGCGGCAUCUUUGAGGCACACUUGCCCAUCUAGGAAAGCACAGAUUGUAUACUGUGUGUACUUCCACCUGUGUGCCAGCCUGGACCAGCGCACAGACAGACUAUCUUACUUGGGCUGCUUGGUGUCACUCUCAGGGCCCCUGAGCAUCCCUGAGUUCUCCGUGAUUGUCGGAAUGGUAAGCUUGUCGGCCACGGACUGCUACAUUGUGCACGAGAUCUACAAUGGGGAGAACGCCCAGGACCAGUUUGAGUACGAGCUGGAGCAGGCCCUGGAAGCCCAGUACAAGUACAUUGUGAUAGAGCCCACCCGCAUUGGUGACGAGACAGCACGCUGGAUCACCGUGGGCAACUGCCUGCACAAGACGGCCGUGCUGGCGGGCACCACCUGCCUCUUCACCCCAUUGGCACUGCCCCGGGAUUAUUCCCACUACAUCUCCCUGCCUGCCGGCGUGCUCAGCUUGGCCUGCUGCACCCUCUAUGGGAUCUCCUGGCAGUUUGACCCGUGCUGCAAGUACCAGGUGGAGUACGACGCCUAUAAACUGUCCCGCCUGCCUCUGCACACGCUCACCUCCUCCACCCCAGUGGUGCUGGUCCGGAAGGACGACCUGCACAGAAAGAGACUGCAUAACACGAUAGCAUUGGCCGCCCUGGUGUACUGUGUAAAGAAGGUUUACGAGCUCUACGCCGUAUGACUGCAGGAGAACAGGACGCGGAGCAGAACCACACAGCCCACAAGAGACGAGAGGACUCAGAUCGCCACAGCAACACUUUGGGCUCUGUGAGGCGGCAGAGCCUGGGAAGGUGUUUGGUUUCAUACUUGUUAUUUUUUAAAAAUAACACAGAUCAUGGGUAUACCAAGGGUUUUUUCAGCUCAUUACACUAAGGUAUGGAUUUCCAUAACCCAGGACUGGGUCCGUGGCUGUGGAAGUCUGACUAGGUGGUGGAGUGUGGAUGGAGGCCAAUGCUACUGAUGGGUGUGAACGCGCUUGGGGGUGGGGGGAUGUCUUUAAGUGUAUUGUUUAACUGCACCAUUCAGAGCCAACCAGAAGCUGUUGACCAUUAAAAUUAUGAGAAUUUCAA
Molecule: messenger RNA, 1274 nt
Organism: Dipodomys ordii (Ord's kangaroo rat)
Lineage: Eukaryota; Metazoa; Chordata; Mammalia; Rodentia; Heteromyidae
Gene: Tmem11
Product: transmembrane protein 11
Exons: 3
Coding region: 368-886 (172 amino acids)
Biological process (GO): inner mitochondrial membrane organization
Cellular component (GO): mitochondrial inner membrane
Source: RefSeq, a predicted model, not a curated record